Ostertagia ostertagi is the source of this 516-nucleotide messenger RNA. NCBI's taxonomy places the organism in Eukaryota, Metazoa, Nematoda, Chromadorea, Rhabditida, Trichostrongylidae. The record is from the annotation of a GenBank genome assembly.
AUGAAGGACAAUUUGGGUGUUGACCUUUCGUUCAUGCCGUUUGGCAACACUGUUCAUCCGUUUCUUCACAGUCCUACCAGCAGUAAUGGAAGCCCGUUCGGGCAAAUGCUGUCAUCUGGUAGUAUAACUCAGCAGCACAGUCCACUGCCACCACGUGAUCAACGCAACCAACACCAGCAAACUCAUCAGCCAGGUUUCUCCUCUUCGAUUCAUCACGGGCAGCCUCCCAUGACACCUUUUAACGGUGUGGGACCACAAGAAACCAUAACAUUUUUUGAUGAUCGCCGUGAAUUCGUCGUUUCAGCUCUCGAUGAUCGCACUCCAUCACCACCAACCUCCGAGCGUAGCUCUCCUGCUGGAGGAAUGUUGAUGACCAAUGUAGUUUAUGGCACUUGCAACCCACCCCAUUUUGCUGGCAGUAAUGGUAUGAUCAAUAGUCUGUCGGCAGCGCAGCAACAGCUGAAAUCACGAAGUAAGAUGCACGAGAUGGCAGUGCGUCAACGGCUCAUAACUGAC